This is a messenger RNA of Mycosarcoma maydis (corn smut), 792 nucleotides long. RefSeq lists its product as uncharacterized. The coding region runs from base 1 to 792 and encodes 263 amino acids. NCBI's taxonomy places the organism in Eukaryota, Fungi, Basidiomycota, Ustilaginomycetes, Ustilaginales. The record is from RefSeq and is a predicted model, not a curated record. The transcript has a single exon.
AUGGGUCGCAGAAGAGGCGGUCAUAUGGAAUUUUGCUGCUGCUAUCUGCCCAUCAUCAACGCUGGUGCCUACCUCUUGGUGCUUGAGACGGCGUUCGUUGCUCUAGCUGUCGGUAUCUGUGCGCUUGUACCACCUACCAUCGUCGCAGGAGAAGGCGUCAUUCCGUCAUGGUCAAAAGUUCUCGUCGCCACUCUCGGUUUUAUUACGCUCGCUUGGCAGAUCAUCGGCUUGAUUUCGGUGGCACGUCAGAUGCCUACGCUGUACCGCACCUACCUUCGGAUCAACUUUGUGCUCACGUUUGCCAUCAUCAUUGCAACGGUGGCGUUCCUGAUCGUUGCAGCCGCUCAGCAUAACAAGGCAGUCAGUGCCUGCGUAUCCAAGUACGGUGUAAUCCCUGCGAGCUCGCAGUCUUCGUCUUCGCUCUCCCUUCAGAGUCAGUCUAUGGAUGUCUUCUCGCAGUCAGGGCAGGACAUUUGCAACAUCUUCGUGUGGGCACAGACGGGUGUCAUGGCAGGGCUGAUUGUUUUGCUGGGCUUGACACAGUGCUACAUGCUGUUUGCACAGAGAGCAUAUGGCGGAGAACAGAGGAAGGCGUUCAGGGAUAGCAAGGCGAACUACCAGGACAUUCCAAUGAACCCGAGGGACUCGGCUGUCUGGGAGCCCAACCCGAACGAUCCCUACGCCGGUGAUCAACGCGGAUCGUAUAGAGGUUACGACGGACACAGCCGAGACGACCCGUACGGGUCGUAUGCCACUACACCUGGUGGCAGGCACGCCCACACGCCGUAUUGA